This is a messenger RNA of Symbiodinium pilosum, 4248 nucleotides long. Lineage: Eukaryota; Dinophyceae; Suessiales; Symbiodiniaceae. The record is from the annotation of a GenBank genome assembly.
AUGGCGGUGGCACGACUUCCGACGAUGACAGCGGCCUUGAGCCUGCUUGGUCUUUCUGCGCUCUGGCCGGUCCCCGCCGCAGCCCAGGACGGCGGCUACUUUUCACCCACCUAUGCGUCCUCUGCCCAGGGCUCUCCCUAUCGCGACGUCUACUCCCGAACCUUCGGAUCGGCGACAGCCGCCCCUGAAGCCCUGCAGACCCCUCGUGCCGCCGCGCCAGUGGCCGCCUCCGGCCCCGCCGGUGAGGUCGUCUUCGUCAUCGACAGCAAGGGGCUGGCCACGUAUCGCGCAGACGAUUACGCCGGCGGUCGUGGCGAUGCGAUUGCGCGCGGAGCGGUUCCGCCGAUGCCGGAAACGGCAACCAUCGCCGGGGCCGUGCCGCAGGUCCCCACCGUUGCGGACAACCUCUACCUGCGGCCGCCGCUGGAAACCGCCGGCCCCGACGAGCGCCUCGGGCGAACAGUGAGUCGCACCGCCGUCUUCGAGCGUUUCCAAAGCGGCCGCAGAGCCCUUGCAGAAGCGAUCGCCGCGCUGCCGCAGGCCGAUGCCGUUUCGCUCCCGCUGCUGGGGCCAGAGGCCAUCGAAGCCUUGAUCGCGGACUCUCAAAGCCUGCGCUACCGCCCGGCACGACCGGUGAUCGGAGAAGGCGACAAGCGCGUCUGGCAGGACUGCGAAGUGAGCUGCGCGGUUCCCGAUGACGGCGCUCUUGCCGCCUGCGCUGCGGCGCUGGACGCCGCCUUCACCGAUGCCCUGGCACUGUUGACGCCGCCGCCCCUGACGGAAGGCUUUGCCGUCAACGAUCUCAUCGUCCAGCGCUACCCCAAAGGCUCCGGCGGGAUCACGCCCCACCGCGACCAUAUCGCCUACCGCGGCCUCAUCUCCGUCAUCACCCUGAGCGGACGCUGCCGCUUUGCGGUCUGCCGCGACCGCAGCGGGGCGGAGGCCCGGGCGGUGGCGGCGCCGCCCGGCUGGCUGGUGCUGAUGCGCGGACCAGGGCUCUAUGGCAGAACCGACCGCCCCUUUCACUUCGUCGACCGCUUCGAGACAUCCGGCCUUCGCCCAGAAACCGCCAUGCGCACCGACGACUUCGAUUUCGACCUGCCGCGCGCGCUGAUCGCCCAGCAUCCGAUCGAGCCGCGCGAGACCGCGCGCCUGCUGCAUGUGGGGCCGGUUCUGGCGGACCGGACCAUCGCCGACCUGCCCCGCCUGUUGCGCCCCGGCGACCUGCUGGUCAUCAACGACACCAAGGUGAUCCCGGCGCGGCUGACCGGCACAAGGGGCAGCAGCGGCAUCGAGGUCACCCUGCACAAGGCGGUGGACGCCGGCACCUCGGCCAGGACCUGGAAGGCUUUUGCGCGCCCGGCGCGUAAGCUCUCUGCCGGCGACCGGAUCGUUUUCGCCGAGGACUUCGGCGCCGCGGUCGCCGAAAAGGGCGAGGGCGGCGAAGUCACCCUGGUCUUCGACGAAGCGGGCAGCGACCUGCUGGCCGCGUUGGACCGCCACGGGAUCAUGCCGCUGCCGCCCUACAUCAAGCGCGACUCCGGGGGCGAUCCGCAGGACCGGGAGGACUACCAGACGGUCUUCGCGGAACGGGCCGGCGCCGUCGCCGCGCCCACCGCCGGCCUGCACUUCACCGAGAGCCUGCUGGCCGCACUCGAAGGGGCCGGGAUCGACCGGGUGGCGGUCACCCUGCAUGUCGGCGCCGGCACCUUCCUGCCGGUGAAGACAGACGACCCCGCCGCCCACCGGAUGCACAGCGAGACCGGCGAAAUCACCCGCGACGCCGCGGACAGGAUCAAUGCUGUCCGGGCCGCUGGCGGGCGCAUCGUCGCGGUCGGCACCACCGCGCUGCGCCUGCUGGAGAGCGUUGCCGCGGACGACGGCACGGUCACGCCCUUCGUCGGCGACACCGAUCUUUUCAUCCUGCCGGGCCACCGCUUCAAGGCCGUGGACCUGCUGCUGACCAACUUCCACCUGCCGCGGUCGACCCUUUUCAUGCUGGUCUGCGCUUUUGCCGGCAAGGCGCGCAUGGAGGCCGCCUACGCCCACGCCGUCGCUGAGCAGUACCGCUUCUACUCCUACGGCGAUGCCUGCCUGCUGGAGCCGGCCCGCCGCGGGCAGCUUGAGACGGCGCACGGGACGAUCAAUACGCCCGCCUUCAUGACCGUCGGCACCGCCGCCACCGUGAAGGGACUGACUCCUGACCAGGUGCGCGAAAGCGGGGCCGAGAUCCUGCUCGCCAACACCUACCACCUGAUGCUGCGCCCAGGGGCGGAGCGGGUUGCGCGCCUGGGCGGCCUGCAUCGUUUCAUGAACUGGCCGCGGCCGAUCCUGACGGAUUCCGGCGGCUACCAGGUGAUGUCGCUGCAGGAACUGCGCAAGAUCACCGAGGAGGGCGUCACCUUCCGCUCCCACCUGGAUGGCGAGCGCCACGCCCUGACGCCGGAGCGGGCGGUGGAAAUCCAGGAGCUUCUCGACGCCAACAUCACCAUGGUGCUCGACGAGUGCACGCCUUACCCGGCGACGGAGGCGGAAGCGCGCGAGUCCAUGGAGCGUUCCAUGCGCUGGGCGGCCCGCUGCCACAAGGCCUUUACCGUGCGGCCGGGCUAUGGGCUCUUCGGCAUCGUCCAGGGCGGUGUCUAUCCGGCGCUGCGGCGUGCCUCCGCCGAGGCGCUGAUCGAGAUCGGUUUCGACGGCUAUGCGGUCGGCGGGCUGGCCGUCGGCGAGGGACAGGCGGUGAUGUUCGAGGUGCUGGACGCCACGGUCCCGCAUAUGCCGGCAACCCAUCCGCGCUAUCUCAUGGGCGUCGGCAAGCCGGCGGACAUCGUCGGCGCCGUCGCCCGCGGCAUCGAUAUAUUCGACUGCGUGCUGCCGACCCGAUCGGGGCGCACCGGCCAGGCCUUCACCCGCCGCGGCAGCGUGAACAUCCGCAACGCGCGCCAUCAGGACGAUGCCCGCCCGCUGGAUCCGGACUGCCCCUGCCCGACCUGCACCAACUACUCCCGCGCCUAUCUGCACCAUCUCUUCAAGGCGAAGGAGAUGCUUGGCCCGAUCCUGCUGACCCGCCACAAUCUGGCCUAUUAUCAGGAACUCAUGGCCGGCCUGCGCCAGGCAAUCGAGGACCAGCGGCUUGACGAUUUCAUCGCGGCAAUCCGGGAGCGGGCCCUGGCGCUGGGGUUCGACGCCGUGGGCUUUGCCAGGGCGGAGGUCGCCCCCGACGCAGCCGCCGCGCUGAAGGAGUUCCUGGCGGCGGGCUAUCACGGUGAGAUGGACUGGCUGGCCCGCAAUGCGGAACGCCGCGCCAACCCGAAGGCGCUCUGGCCGGAAGCGCGCAGCGUCGUCGUUCUGGGCCAGAACUACGGCCCCGCCGAAGACCCCCUGGCGCUGCUGGACGAACCGCAGCGUGCGGCAAUCUCCGUCUACGCCCGCAACGCCGACUAUCACGACCUGAUGAAGAAGCGUCUGAAGGCCCUGGCGCGCUGGAUGCAUGAGGAUCUGGCGGCCGGAGUGAAGGUCUUCGUCGACACCGCGCCGGUGAUGGAAAAACACCUGGCGCAGGCCGGCGGCCUCGGCUGGCAGGGCAAACACAGCAACCUCGUGUCGCGCGCGCUGGGCUCCUGGCUGUUUCUCGGCGAGGUCUACACCGAUCUGGAAGUCGAAGCCGACAGGGCGGAAAGCGAUCACUGCGGAAGCUGCCGCAACUGUCUCGACAUCUGCCCUACCGACGCCUUCCCGGCCCCCUACAAACUCGACGCGCGGCGCUGCAUCUCUUACCUCACCAUCGAACACAAGGGGCCGAUCCCGCUGGAGUUCCGCAAGGCCAUGGGCAACCGCAUCUACGGCUGCGACGACUGCCUUGCCGUCUGCCCCUGGAACAAGUUCGCGCAGCCGACCCGCGAGGCCGCCUUCCUGCCCCGUGCCGAACUCACCGCGCCGCGGCUGGCCGACUUUCUCGACCUCGACGACGCCGGCUUUCGCAGGCUCUUUGCCGGCUCGCCCAUCAAGCGCAUCGGGCGCGACCGCUUCCUGCGCAAUGUGCUGAUCGCCCUUGGCAACGCCGGGAACAAGGCACCAGCAAAAGCAAUCGAGGCCCUGCUGAAUGACCCUUCCGCGCUGGUACGCGGCGCGGCGGUCUGGGCCCUGCUCUGCCUGUUGCCGCAGGAAGCCGUCGCGCGCCUGCGCAGCAGACAUGCGGCCGCCGAGAGCGACCCCGGCGUCCUCGACGAAUGGGCCCGGCUCGACUCCUGA